AACACAACCGAACACCUCAUACAUCAUGACCGUGGAUAAAUCCAAAGAGGAGAAACUUGCUGAUUAUAUCUUGACGCAUCCUCAGGUUGAAUCUGUCCGAGGAAACCCUCGGGAAAUACUUCGGUUGAUCGAAGAGUAUGCCCCUACAAUUAAACUCGGGAUGAUAAUUGGCCCCCAUAGGGGACAAGUAAUCAUUGACGAAAUCAAAAAGGUCAACCCCAAAGUUAUGAUUGAGCUAGGCUGCUAUGUUGGAUACUCGGCCAUUUUAUUCGCUCUGGAGUUGCCCGAGGACGCAAAGUAUUACAGUUUUGAAGUCAAUGAGAAAUUUGCUGCCAUCGCAACAAAAUUAAUCAGAUUAGCUGGAUUGACUCAUAAGAUCGAGAUAUUCGUGGGCAAGGCAAGUGACAAGUUGCCCGAGUUUAGAGAUGGCAUGAGUGGUCCGGAUGAGAGGUUCACCCCUGUUGACUUUAUAUUUAUUGAUCAUUGGAAGGACAUGUAUGUUCCCGAUCUUCGUAUUUUAGAAACUUUAAAUUUGAUUGCUCCUGGGACUGUAAUUGCUGCUGAUAAUAUUAUCUACCCAGGUGCACCAGAUUAUGCCAAGUAUGUCAAAGGUUCUCCGAAGUACAGAAAGGAACAUAAUAUGUCUAAUAAAAAUAAAAAUGGUACUAAAUAUUUGGGCCGGUGGAAUAUCUUGUAUGAAUCGGAAACAAUUGAGGUGGUGAGUCCAAAUGGAGAUAAAGAUGGUGUGGAAAUUUCAAAAUGCGUCGAUUAUCUUUCAGGAUGAAUCAAACGGGAGGUAACAAAAAGAUCAUUAGUCGGUUAGUAACUUAAUGGAUAUUGUCUAAGUGCUUUUCUGUAGUAUAUGUGUAUAACAAAAGCGUCUAUCGCACAAUCAGUAGAUAAACUAUGAAAUACAGGACUUGCCAACU
Messenger RNA from Spathaspora passalidarum NRRL Y-27907, 929 nucleotides. RefSeq lists its product as uncharacterized. The record is from RefSeq and is a predicted model, not a curated record. Lineage: Eukaryota; Fungi; Ascomycota; Pichiomycetes; Serinales; Debaryomycetaceae. Bases 26 to 784 code for a protein of 252 amino acids. The transcript has a single exon. Gene Ontology annotation, molecular function: O-methyltransferase activity.